CGCCCCCGGUUUUCUCCUUUCCUUCUCUCCCCCAAACCAGUCGGCAACCACAUGCCCAGCCAUCACCAUGCCCUAACCCCCCCUUCUCACCGAGCCUGUGCCCCUAACCCCCCUUUGCACGAACCAACCUCUGCCUCCCUCUGCACCGAAUCAACCUCUGCCUCCCUCUGCACCGAAUCAACCUACGCCUCCCUCUGCACCGAAUCAGCCUCCUCUUCUCUCUGCAUCCCAGAUCCCCUUUGCUCUGCCCUACACCGAGCUAGCCAUCAUCACCCCCUCAUUGCCGGCCAUCAUGCUUCUGCACCUCCCCUGCUUCUGCGCCCAAAUCCCAUGCCUUCUGCACCAAAUGAGCCCCUCCCCAUCACCGGCAAUCAUACCUCUCUCUGCACCGAGCCUACACCCUCCCUCCCCUGCACCCAAUGCUGGCAAUCCCCCCCCUGCACACCGCACCCCGCCUCCAAUCCAACACGCCACAGUCAACAGAGCGUGGGGCCUGCAAAAUGAUGGUGUUCUGCGAGGUCAAAUUUGGCCCCAUUCGGUCCACAGUAGGAAGAAAUAGGACAGAUCGAAAGGCUAGGCAGAGGGUUUCUUUUUCUUUUUUUUAUGGCUUUGGCUUGUGUGUGUAUAAAUAGAGGUCUUAGAUUUGGAAUAGAGGGGAUUCUGUUUUUUUGGUCUGAAUCUGGGUAGCCGGAGCUGGCACAAAGGAGAAGAGGAUCUCGAAAUUCCAGAGCUCAUCGAAGGAGAUUGUGCAUUCUCGGGUCUAUCUUCUUCCUGUCCUAGGUAAAAAAAAAUAAUCCCUUUAAGAACCUCCCAUUUUAUUUCUUUGUGAUUUGUUGUUGAAGUCUAUUUCUUGAGUUUAAUGCUAGAUUUGUGUAUGUUUACUGGACAUGAACGAAAAAUCAAAGAAUGAGAAUUUU
This is a messenger RNA of Rubroshorea leprosula, 917 nucleotides long. NCBI's taxonomy places the organism in Eukaryota, Viridiplantae, Streptophyta, Magnoliopsida, Malvales, Dipterocarpaceae. The record is from the annotation of a GenBank genome assembly.